AUGGCCGAUGACGACGACGACGUGGUUAAGAAAAGGAAAAGGGUCUACUGCUCCGGCCACCGCCUCCACGAGGCCUUCAAGCAGGAGCUCCGAAUCCUCCUCCACCUCCGCCACCCAAACAUCGUCAAACUCCUCGCCUACGCAGACGACGACCAUCAAUCUGCCCUAGUCAUGGAAUUCGUUCCCAACGGCACCUUACAACACAAGCUCCACGAUUCCAAAACCACUCCCCUCACGGGGACCCAAUGCGUCGUCGUGGCCUUCCAGCUCGCUUCCGCAAUCGUGUACCUCUACGACGCCUGCUCCCCUCACGUCGUCCACGCCAACAUCAAGCCCUCCAAUGUCCUCCUCAACGACGACCUCAAUUGCAAGCUCUGCAAUUUCGGAUCGGCCAGCGUCGGAUUCUCCGCCGCGGUGGCGCCGGGGAAGAACGAUGUUUACAGCUUCAGAGUAGUGGUUUUGGAGCUGAUUACUGGAAUUGAGGCGUUCUGCCCCGCCACCGGAAAGAGGCUGGCGGCGAGGAACGUGGCGGAGAUGGUGGAUCCGAGGCUGCGAGGAUGGGAGGUGGAUAUGGGAGAAGUUGGAGCGAUGGCGACGCUGGCGGCGAAGUGCAUUUCUGAGACGCUGGGAAUUAGACCUUAUGCUUCCGAGAUUUUGACAGCGAUGAGAGAAGCGAUUCCGUCUCAGGCAUUCGGAUUUCACAAGAAGCUUGUCUAA
Salvia splendens (bonfire salvia) is the source of this 717-nucleotide messenger RNA. Its product is annotated as salt tolerance receptor-like cytoplasmic kinase 1. The transcript is spliced from 2 exons. Gene Ontology annotation, cellular component: plasma membrane. Gene Ontology annotation, biological process: protein phosphorylation. The record is from RefSeq and is a predicted model, not a curated record. The coding region runs from base 1 to 717 and encodes 238 amino acids. Gene Ontology annotation, molecular function: ATP binding; protein kinase activity. Lineage: Eukaryota; Viridiplantae; Streptophyta; Magnoliopsida; Lamiales; Lamiaceae.